CACACGGGUCAAAAUGCAAAGCCAGGAGCCCAUCUGAGCAGACUUUGCCACACGACCUGGAUAGACUUUUGCAUCAGGUUAAAAUAUUACUCUAAAUCAUUUUUUUGUAGGACAUUUUGUUUUGGCAAUAUCAGGAAAGAUGUGCAGCAGCAGCAACAGCAUCAUCCAGGCCCAAAAACUGGUGGAUCAACUCCAAAUUGAAGCAGGCAUGGAAAGAUUCAAGAUCUCCCUCACAGCAGCAGAUUUAGUCCAAUACUGUCAGGAACACAGACGCAGCGAUCCUCUGCUAACCGGCAUAUCGGCUUCGUCCAACCCUUUCAAAGAUAAGAAGACCUGUGUACUACUCUGACACCAGAAGAUCCAUGCCACAAUACAGAAAACGUAGACUGGGAGCUCCAAAGGAUUAGUUUAGACAUUUUUAUUUUGCCUGUCAUGUGUUUAUGCCUCGUCUGCAAACAUACAUAUAAUUUCUGACACAGAAUUUUCAGGACUUUCGAUGGAAACGUUAGUUUCACAGACUUAUAAACAAAAGAACAGAAGUACUUUUAUUGUGCAUUGUAGUUUAAUUUGUUAGUGCAUAAAUACAAUAAACAAUUAAAUAUUUGUGGUUUCUUUGAGUUUUGAACAUAGAAUUUUGAACAUGAAUAAAUAUUACAAGAUAUAAAUUACACAAUAGCAAAAAUUACCAAAACAACAGAAACAUUCUUUAAUUAAAUCUAUCAAAUAAGAGUGUAAGACAAAAUGACUUGGAAAUGAAUCAGGACUCCAUCAACACUGAAAAUCUGGUUUUCAAAAUAAAUGUUCAGUUUGAACCUUAAAAGACAGUAAAAGGAACAGUUUGUUUAUCUGGCAGUGUGGCUGAAGGUUUAUAAAGCUGUUGUUUUAAGCAGACAGAGCAGGUUUACACUCACUGCCAAAUAGCAGUAACUUCCUAUUGUGUUAGAUUAGAGUAGCUUGCUUGGAAUACACUAUUUGCAAGUGUAUUGUACCACACAUUUGUGACAUGUGUAAUUUCACUUCAUAUAUUAGUUUAUUGGAUUUCCAUAUGGAAAUAUUCCUUCCUUAAGAUAAUAUCCAGGGAUGCAUUUAUCUUUUCACCAACAAAUAUAAAUAGACAAAAAGAAAAACAGAAACAUGUUAAUAAAGCUCAGAUUUCUACUGCAGGAUUUCAUAAACUACAAGGUUUUAAGGCUUGACCUGAAGGGGGG
Molecule: messenger RNA, 1208 nt
Organism: Xiphophorus couchianus (Monterrey platyfish)
Lineage: Eukaryota; Metazoa; Chordata; Actinopteri; Cyprinodontiformes; Poeciliidae
Product: guanine nucleotide-binding protein G(I)/G(S)/G(O) subunit gamma-7-like
Exons: 2
Coding region: 140-349 (69 amino acids)
Biological process (GO): G protein-coupled receptor signaling pathway
Cellular component (GO): heterotrimeric G-protein complex
Molecular function (GO): G-protein beta-subunit binding
Source: RefSeq, a predicted model, not a curated record